Diachasma alloeum is the source of this 1824-nucleotide messenger RNA. Its product is annotated as activator of 90 kDa heat shock protein ATPase homolog 1. Gene Ontology annotation, biological process: positive regulation of ATP-dependent activity; protein folding. The record is from RefSeq and is a predicted model, not a curated record. The transcript is spliced from 7 exons. Bases 266 to 1270 code for a protein of 334 amino acids. Gene Ontology annotation, cellular component: cytosol. NCBI's taxonomy places the organism in Eukaryota, Metazoa, Arthropoda, Insecta, Hymenoptera, Braconidae. Gene Ontology annotation, molecular function: protein-folding chaperone binding; ATPase activator activity.
UGUUCCAUCCGCCUCGUGAAGUUUCCAGAAAAUUAUUAUCCGAGAUUCGUUGAAUGAUUUUGCACCUCGCACGAUUGCCAGAAACGCUGACACACUUUUAUUGAACGAUUCGCGUUUGUAAACUUCGAAGGAUCCAUCUUCUGUUGAUUGUCUCGGGAGAUCGAAAGAAAACAAGACGUUUCGCUGAUCUUCAGAGUAAAGCGAGAGCGUUCGAGGAGUUCUGUUGGUUAUUCGGAGCAAGACCAGUUGAUUCGAUUGAGGGAUAAUGGCCAAGUGGGGGGAGGGAGAUCCACGCUGGAUUGUCGAGGAGAGGCCUGAUGCCACUAAUGUCAAUAAUUGGCACUGGACGGAGAAGAAUGCCUGCGCCUGGUCCCAGGAGAAGAUCAAGGAGUUGUUCAAGGACUUUAAAAUAGAGGGAGACAAAGUUAGUGUAACUAUAACCGAUAUAGAAACCUGCGAGGGCGAGGCAGUAGUAAAUAACAGAAAAGGAAAGUUGAUAUUUUUUUACGAAUGGAAUUUGGUCCUGAAGUGGGUGUCCAUGGAGGACAAGGAAAUCGAGGGAAAGAUCAACAUUCCGAAUCUUUCUGAGGAGAAUGACAUCUCGGAAGUCGACAUCGAGAUUACUUUGAAAAAUAGUAAUGACGAGGGUGAGAACGUGAAACAUUUCUUGCAUACUAAGGGAAAGGAAUUCAUUCGAGAACGACUAAAAGCGUAUGUGACAGCCUUGAAGCAAGAAUUUACCAAGGGUAUGAUUCUCCCUAAGAAAGACGAGAAUCAGGCAAUAACAAAGAACUGCAAGACCGCAAUCAACGUAAAAGCACAAAUGAAUACCACUAUAGUAUCAAAUAACAAAACCCCCGGAUACAAGAUCUCCACAACCACUGUCAAGCAGCAGCAGAAGUUCCAGUGUAGAGCUCAGGAGUUUUUCAACAUUUUUACUACUAUAGAGAUGGUCCAAGCCUUCACGAAAGGACCUGUAAGACUAGAGCCAAAGAAAGAGGGGAAAUUCGAACUCUUCGGUGGAAAUGUCCACGGGGAAUUCGUCGACUUGUCACCAACUAAAAUUGUACAAAAGUGGAGGUGCAAACACUGGCCGGAGGGACAUUUUAGCGAAGUUAUACUCGAUAUUAGCGAAAAAUCUGAUCAUACUGAAGUCGAUCUCACUCAGACUGGGGUUCCAGCCGGUGAUGAAGAGUCAACGAAAGAAAACUGGGACAGAUACUACUGGGACGCCAUAAAACGAACCUUCGGCUUCGCUUACUUCAUGUGAUCUAAAUUCUCUCUACACCGUAUUUAUUUAUUGAUAAGUAGCACGAUGGGAUAACUCCAAACGAGAAACAACCGCAAAAUUGACUCAAACAAAACUGAUUGGCGGAACAGAAAAAGAACCAUAUGUCUUCAACUCUGUAAAUGAGUGGUGAAACCUAACAUUUCCAUUCUUGACAAUUGCCCACAUGAAUGCCGCAUUUAUCUCGAGAACGAGUGGUGUUACGAAAAAAUGUCUCAAGACAAUCUAUUUAGAGAAUUGAAUUUCCAACAAAAAAUGUCUUGUGAGAUUUUUCUCUAAAUGCACUUAUUGCGAAGAUAAGUGCGUUUUUCAUAAGAUGUGCGAAGUCGAAUUUUCGGUUCUGUUUGGUUCUGUUACGUUUCACCACUGUACCUAUGCAGGAACCAUUGCUUUAUCGAUUAAUCAUGCUGGAUUGAUGAUAAUUGGGUAUAGCUAAUUGUGGAAUUCGAGUAAUGCUGAUCACAAUCAGGCUUGGCGGAGAAUUGUAUACAUGAUUUUAGUUUUAAUUGUCAUGAAUAAAUGAUGAUCAAUCCUAA